AUGCAUGGACAAGCGCGUGUCGCUGUUGCGGGAGGUGCUCUUUGGCAUUCGGACGGUGAAGUGCUACGCCUGGGAGGAUGCCAUGUUCAAUCGCAUCUCGAACUCCAGAAGGGAGGAAGUCAGGAGCUUGACGAGAUACUACGGCACCUUGGACGCUGA
Messenger RNA from Symbiodinium sp. CCMP2592, 159 nucleotides. The record is from the annotation of a GenBank genome assembly. NCBI's taxonomy places the organism in Eukaryota, Dinophyceae, Suessiales, Symbiodiniaceae.